This is a messenger RNA of Chelmon rostratus (copperband butterflyfish), 8754 nucleotides long. It is a transcript of the gene arhgef11, whose product is annotated as Rho guanine nucleotide exchange factor (GEF) 11. Lineage: Eukaryota; Metazoa; Chordata; Actinopteri; Chaetodontiformes; Chaetodontidae. Gene Ontology annotation, cellular component: cytoplasm. Gene Ontology annotation, molecular function: guanyl-nucleotide exchange factor activity; G protein-coupled receptor binding. The transcript is spliced from 42 exons. Bases 1516 to 5847 code for a protein of 1443 amino acids. The record is from RefSeq and is a predicted model, not a curated record. Gene Ontology annotation, biological process: intracellular signal transduction; G protein-coupled receptor signaling pathway.
CUUCUGGCAGACAACGAGAGAGAGGAAAAUCCGGAUUUUACCACUGUGACUUGUUUUGGGGAAAAAGACCUGAGGUGGAGCUUUACUGGAAUCGUAUUGAAUUGUAGCUAGCUGGCUAACAUGCAGCUUUAGUAUUUGAAUUUGCACGAAAACGGGACUCUGGGAUACAUCGAGUUGGAAUUUGCAUGGACCGCCACUAUCUCGACCAAUUUAAUAUCCAUUUAUCCGCAGUUAAAGCCAUGCUGGGCUCUCGUCUUGCAGACAUAGCAGGUUAGCUAGCCAUCGCUAAAGGACCGACUCAUUGGCGCAGCUGAAAGCCGAGCCCACGGCGCUUUUGGUCGGCCUUAGGACCAACGCCAUGCCGCGGAUUGAAAUUGGCCCUUCGGUAGAGCUAACUUCAGGAAGCUAACGCUAGCUGGAUGUAGCAGGCCGCUUCAGAUGGUAGUUAUCGUCCUCUAGUCAGCACAUUAGAUAAGUUAUAACUCAAAGUUGAGAGGCGACUUUAACUUUAAUUCUGCACGUUUUUUUCAUUUUUAUAAGCCCAAACGGCAGAGCUAGCUAAAGCCGGGUAAUCUGCUAAUUAGCUAGCUAUUUCAUUAGCCAACAGUAGCGUCUGGGUCGGUGGUUGUUUACAGUGCAAGCAUGUAAAUUUCUGCCAGUUAAAGUUACCUUGGUAGCGUGUUAGAGUGUUGCGGUAGCUGACUAUUUACUCAUCAGACUAAGGUACAUUAUUUUGUGUAUGGAGUAAUUUGCAUUUGCUAGCUACGUAACAUUACACAUCAAUAGAAAUAGCAUCGCUAUCAUCAUCACUUUGGGCAUUCCUCUUAUAACAUAAUCUAUGCAAGCAUAUGACUAUGAAACGAGCUACAUUGAGGUAGCUCUUAUCUUGUACGGGAUUAUUUAGGCUGACACAGCUGUCGAAAGCCUCACAUAUAAACAAGUCUGACUGCGUGUUAGGUUGUGGUUAUUUAUUUCAUUGCAGGGUGUCACUGUAUAUCAUUCAAGUCAAUGUGCUGUUAUCUAGACGUCAGUUAUGUGUGUUGAAGCAGGUACUUUGAACUUAUCUUCCAGGAAUUAGCCUUACACAGACCCUAAAAGGCAUGGGAGUUGUUGACCUCCUGCAGCAUAGUGACACAUAUCAGCCAUUCAUUCAUGAUUGAUGACCUUUGAGGAAGCACACUGUCCUUUAUCCAUUUUCCACUACAGCUGAAUCCACAUCGAGCCACUAACAGCCUUUGCUAGAGCAUUUAUUUUUAACCACUAAUGUAACCAAGUAAUAAGGAAUACUGAGGAUUUAACUGGGAGCACUGGCGUGGAUGGGAACAUGAGGAGCACACUGUCUGAUCUGAACCAGCUUCCAAGCAGCUUGAAGAUCUGAUCAAAGCACAACAUAGAGCCCCAUUGUGUGGACUGAAAACUGACGUGGAAAGAGAUGAUGGGGAUGGUGAUAAAAGAGGCCCAGUGACAGUGUUGAUCCCGCACCAGGAAGCAGAGGAGUGUCACAAGGCUGCAGACAUGAGUCUCCGCCAGCCCACCUCUACACUGGACAGGGCAGCCAAUAAGAAAAACACCCACCUGUUCAGGCUCAGCAGUCUGACCAUCGGGGACUCGGAGCGCAAAUCCUCUGCCACCCAGCAGAGGGAGCCAACGGCCGACAUCCCUGCUGAGAGUACAGGCCCCGGUCUUGUGCAGAGAUGUGUGGUCGUGCAGAAGGACCAGCUGGGCUUCGGCUUCACCGUGUGUGGAGAGAGAGUCAAGUUAGUGCAGAAUGUCCGACCAGGUGGUGCAGCAGUCAAGGCCGGGGUCCAAGAAGGGGACAGAAUAAUAAAGGUGAACGGCUCGCCGGUGUCCUCCAUGUCCCAUCAGGAGGUGGUGAAGCUCAUCAAAUCUGGAACAUAUGUAGCUCUGACACUACAAGGACCACCACCUUCGACCGCCUCCUUACCCCUAGAGCCCCUCCCCACUGACCUUGCACCCAAUCAAAGAACGUCUCUGGGUGGGGAGGCUCCACCCCCACCACCUCCACCCUUGCCCUCUGGACUGAGCAGCACCCCUUCCCAAAGAAUCACUGGACCCAAACCACUACAGGACCCAGAAGUACAGAAACAUGCCACUCAGAUACUCAGGAAAAUGCUGGAGCAGGAAGAGGCAGAACUUCAGGACUUGAUGGAGGAGCAGCUGAAGAACCCGUCACCGUCGCUGGAGGAGCGGAUUGAAAGUGCCAAGAGGAGAGCUCACCAAGUCAGGGUCAAGAUUCAGCAAGACCUGGAGGGAACGCGAUCAGAGUCUGCAUUGAGCUACGUCAUAGCAGGAGAAGGUCGACUGUCAGUGGACUCCAGCGAAGGAGACAUGGAGGCCUUUGAGAGUCCCCACUCCUCCCCCUCAUCCUCCUUCAGGACCCCCCAACACCGACGGCAGAACUCCGACACACACACCCUGUCUGACUCGGGUGGAAAGGCCCAGAUCAUCGGCCCAGAGGAAGAGGAUGAAGAGGAUGACGGCUAUGCAUUUAAUGAGAUGGACGGUCCGUUUCAGGACAUCGAGUUGCUGAAGUCCCGACCAGCGCACAUGACCGUAUUCAUGAGAUACGUCUUCACCCAGCUUCUGGACCCCAACCCUCUGCUGUUUUACCUGUCGGUGGAGGCCUACCUGGGCUCCAGUCCUAAAGACGCCCGCGCACUCGCACCUCAGAUCUGCUCCCACUUCCUGGAUCCAGAUGCUCCCCUGAAAAUCAAAGUGCGAGAGGAGUAUCUCACAGAUAUAGAAAGUCGACUUCAUGCUCAGGAGGACAUCAGAGGACCUCUGUCUGAGCUGCAGCAGCAGGUGCUGCCGGACAUCCAGGACCAGAUACAGGACUACAGGAACAAGCAGAUGAUGGGUCUUGGCUCUCUGUUUGGAGAAGGAGACCUGCAGCAGCUGGAUGGAGACCCGGUGAAAGAGAGACAGGUGGUUGACAGACAGGUCACCGCCCUGUGGGAAAUACUAUCAAAGCACGAAGAGGACAGAAGUUCUCCUCUGGCGUCGGCCGUGCUCCUGUACCUGCGUCACUCUGGCAUCAAGCUGAGAGACUCCAAGGUCUUCCCUGGUCUGAGCACAGAGAAGGAGAAGUGGCUCGCUUUCUUAAAGACGAAAAAGCUGAGCGGCACCAAGAAAGACAAAGAUGGAGAGGAUAAAAAGAGGAAUCCCAUCCUGAAGUACAUCGGCAAACCGCGGACCACAUCCCAGUCCACAUUCCAUGUCCCGUUGUCACCCACCGAAGUCCGUCCUGGCAGUGUGAGGAACAUCAUUCAGCAGUUUGAGAAUCACACCGAGACGACGGGGGAGGAGGGAGGUGACGCUGCAGACCCCCAGAGGCUCUCCUCCAGCAGCCUGGGAGAAGACAGCAUGGACAGCCCCACCGUCUCAGUGCGUCUGGCACGCAGCGAGUCAUUGAAGGCUCAGGGAGAAGGGCGUCGGCGCGGCGUCGUCUCAGGGACGGAGUCAGUCCCACGGUCCCGUAGCGACGUGGACAUGGAGGACUGCGGGGAGGAGAGAGAGGGGCCGGGCCUCAGGCCGCUGCAGCACAGCGCCUCCUCAUCUGCAUCCAGCAGCUCUGCACGGUCUCUAGAGAACCCUACACCCCCAUACACCCCUCGGUCUAGACGCAGGAGUGUAGACUCGCCGUUGGCGCUGCUGCCGGACGCCGCGGCGCUGGAGGAGGAGGUGUGCGACGGUCAUAACUGGCAGGACACGGUUCCUCCUCAGCUCCUCGCCACGCUCAGUCCGAGGGAGGUGGACAGACAGGCUGUCAUAUACGAGCUGUUCACCACCGAGGCGUCCCAUCUGCGGACCUUGAGGGUCCUGGACCAGGUCUUUUUCCAGAAGAUGAGGUCUGUGCUGAGCUCUGAUGAGCUGGCCUGCAUUUUCCCCAACCUGCCCCAAGUCUAUGAACUCCACGCAAGUCUGUGCGAGGCGAUGAAGAAGCGAAGGGAGACUCCCAUCGUUCAGGACAUCGGGGACGUCAUGCUGGCCAGGUUUGAAGGUGCAGCUGGAGACGAGUUUCAGGAACAAGCGUCCCAGCUGUGCAGCCAGCAAUCUCAGGCCCUGGAGCUCAUCAAGAACAAACAGCGCAAAGACCCUCGCUUUGCUCACAUCAUCCAGGAGUGUGAAGCGAGUCCACACUGUCGGCGGCUGCAGCUCAAAGACCUGCUGGUGUCAGAGAUGCAGAGACUCACCAAGUACCCCCUGCUGCUGGACAACAUCAUUAAACACACAGAGGCCGGUUCGUCGGACCUCCCCUUGCUGCAGCGUUCCCAGGCAUGUUGCCGAGGGAUACUGCAGGCCGUCAAUGAGGUCGUCAGGGAAACUGAACACCGGCAACGUCUCAACCAAUACCAACGCAGGCUGGAUGCUGCCCCUCAAUUCAAGAGUCUGGACUUCUCCACCAAGAGAAUGAUCCAUGAAGGGCCUCUCACGUGGAAAGUCAGCAAAGACAAGCAGAUAGAGAUUCAAGCGCUGCUGCUGUCAGACUGCCUGGUCCUUCUGCAGAGGGGCCCAGACGACCGGCUGCAGCUCAGAUAUCCAUCCCGCUGGCUGGGUGGAGGCGGAGGUGGCAGCGGAGACAGCAAGACCUCCUUCAGCCCUCUGGUGAAGCUGGACUCGCUGCUGGUCCGCUCUGUAGCUACGGACAACAAAGCCCUCUACGUCAUCAGCACCACAGAGAGGCAGAUCUACGAGCUGGUGGCCGGGACGUCGUCGGAGAAAAACACCUGGAAAGAUUUACUUGAAAAGAGCAUCUCAUCGGCGGGCGGCUCGUCACCCCUGAUCAAUCACGGAUCCAUGCCUAUACCUUCUCCCAGUCUGCGCAGUGCAUCCCCAGUCUCAACUGGCAGUAAUGUGUAUGCAGACAACUCCCUGACGGAGCCGUCGGACUCCAUGGAGACUCAUUCCUCCAAUGACGACAUUGCACUCUCAGCUAGCACACCUUCGGACCAAUCAGAAAGAAAAGCAGCUGGCGUGGCAGAGGCCGCUUUACAAGACGUUGAAACACUGAAGCAGCUCAUAUUGCGAGAUUUGGAAGAGGACGGUUGGAGCCACGAUUCAGAUGACACGCCCACCAACGAGACGGCCAACGAAAGGAACUCGAUCGCUGAACAGCGGCGGCCAGAGUCUCUGGAGACGGUCCUCAGCUUCAGCACCCACGACUGGGAGGCCGAGCCUGAAGGGGUUCCGCCCCCGGACGCGGAGCAGCCCGGCGUUCAGGUCGUGAGGAAAGCUGUGGUUGCGGGUCCUUCUUCUUCUUCUUCUGUCCCUGACGACAUCACUGAUGAUGUCACCCUCCCCUCCGACCAAUCAUCCAAUCCGAGAGGCGAGGCCACUGCGCAGGGGAACACUUUCUACUUAGUAAUGCCUACAGAGCUGGGAGAGAGCGUCACAGACGACCCUCCCACCCCCACCGCUAGCCACUUCCCCGAGCCUCUGGAGAAAGCGAUGUCACCACAGACACGGCCGCAGGAGGAAACGCUCGCCCGCGGCCCUGAGCCCGACCACUCAGAGGCUAUGCAACUGGAACAGGGAGAAGAAACAGGCCAAUCGCGGACUGGGCACCAGAGCCACGUGAUCAAAAACGUGGACGAGAUUUUCCACACGAUCGAGGGGCUGAUGAGCAAGUUGCGGCAGCUGAAGGAAAUCGAGAAGGCCCAUCAUAAGCUUUUGAAAACUCUCAGAGAGCCACCUGCCAAUCAGGAGUCAGAGGACCAACAGUGUCCCUCGGCAACCGUCUCCAGAACACCAUCUCUGGAUCGCGGCUCAGGAGACGGCAAAGAAGGCUGUCCAGCAGAGCCCAAGAUUCAGUCCACUGGAUUCUGACAUCGCUGCAGGAUGGAUUUACUUGCUGUCUCAGAUUGUUGGCACACGGACGCACCCUUACGCACCCACUGUCAGACUCGGGCGCUGCAGCCCUGCCUCCCCUCCUCCCUGCAUGCGCUGGCCAGUGGCACAGAGCCCAGGAAGGACCGUGGAUGUUCUGUUUUGUUUGUUGGUUUGUUUGUUUUUGUCUGGGAAACCAGGGAGCCGGACGAACUCACAGGGAUUUCUGUGGUCAGCAGUCCAGGACGCAGCAAGGACGAAGUAUGCAGCAACAAAAAAAGGCAUAAGACAAGUUGACUGGCGAAGAGAAAGUGGAAAACUGUUGGAUAUUUGUGAAGGGAAAUUAGUCGUACGUCUUGCUUUAAAGAGCUAGUUGAAGGAGCGGAGCAGAAAAGUGUUGAAAUGUUAAUUUAAGGAAAAAUCCGAGGGACCCAUCACCCCUGCACUUUACCCACAAUGCAUCCCUCUGUCCAGAGUCAAGGACUGGAGAUGCCACUGGCCUCCGGGGGUCCCCUCCCCCCUACGUUGGUUGCUUUACACUGAGUUCACCUGCCACCACGGCCGAAGGACUGUGUCUAUAUAAUUCAGGUUUUUUGCACUGGGUAAGGAAACCAACACACACACACACACACACACACACUCAUUUAACCAUUUCAUUCAUGUCUGACCUUCAUGUCCCUGCACUGUGGGACAAACACUACAGUUACUGUCAUUGGGGACAGUUGCAGCCACACUGACAUUAUCAUAUUCAUCCUUAAGCCUUCUUUUAAGCUGUGUGAUUGCUCACUACGCGGUUUGUGUUGAUUGCUCGUGUUUAAGUUCUGGAAACACUACUGCGCUGUUUACUACUGAAAUGCUGGCGGGUUUUAUUUCUCGGCGCUGCUUCAGAGGCGUACAGGGAUCUCAGCGAUUUAAAACAAGCUCAGUGGAUUCACGCAGCUGUCCUCGUUCGACGUUCGGGAGGAUGUUUCCGGGCCGAGGUCCGAGACAGGCGGUGUCACCGACGAGCGAGAGGAAACGGGGCAGAUUCAGAUGUAGAAACUUGAAUUUUCACUGAAGACCUGUUUGUCGCUCAAUCAAAUUGCUGCCAAAUAUCACCGCUGACAUUGCCUGUCUACACUUUAAGAUUUGACUGUGUGUCCUUUAGCCCUCUCUCUCCAGUGUAUUGUGUGUGUAAAUAGCACGGUAAAUAUUGUGAACCAGCAACGUAUCCCCUCUCCCAUCCAAUGAUCCUACCGUACAUAGUGUUUAUAUCCAUCUAGCCCACAUCCAAAGCCAUGAAAGGACCGGGCUCUUCACCAAGUAGCUUUCCAGAGAUAGAGAGAGACCCCCCACCUGCACAGAACAACUUCUAUUCACUGGGAAAAGCUUUGUAAAAUCUAAUUUUACAAACUCAAGUUUACGGACGUGGUCCAAGUAAAAAAAAAAAAGAAAUGCUGUAUGCAAGUGUUCAAAGAGUUAAUUUGAAGGAAUAGUUUGAAAUUUCUGGGAAAUACGUUUCAGCAAAGAGCAGUUAACAUGAUGCUACCACCAGCUGCUGGUUAGGUUAGCUUAGCUUAGCAUAAAGACUAGAAACAAGGGGAAACGGCUAGCCUGGCUCUGUCUAAGGCUCUCAAAUUGAUGUGUUGCAUCUCAUUAGGAAGUCACCUGUUGUUUGUAUGUGUCUGUGAUUAAACGUGAGAUACAUCAGGUUGUCGUUUCACCCUGUUUCCGGCCUUUAUACUAAGCUAAGCUACAAGCGACUGGCUCCACACUUAAUGUGCAGAUACGACAGUGGAACCGAUCUCAUCUGACGCUCAGCAAGGAAGCAACACGCGUAUUUCCCAAAAUCUUUUUCUUUAACCGUUUUUGGAUCAUAUGUAGGAGUAAUUUAACGCCCUCGACGUUCAGAAAAAGUUUUUGUUCGUCUUGGUUGUAACCAGCAAAGACUGACACUAAAGCCGAGUGCUUUAUUAUUUAAGUUUUUUUCCUCGAACUCAAUCUGUCUGAAACUAACGCUAACACACACUCGACGGAAAGUAUUUGACAAGGGAAGGGAAGGGCUUCAGCUCGAGGCGUUCUUUUGUGCACCAGUUUAAACGUUCGUUCUCUGAUCGAGCUGGGCAGAAUCACACUGGACUGAAUUUUUAUUUGAGCUGGUUUCAAAUACAAAGCGAGGAGCUACCCGGCCUCUUUACCAGCCUCACGACUGACAAUACCAAACUGAACCAAACCAGGAGCCACUACCAGCCACUGAUUCUACUAUUCAGCGUGAUAUUUCACUGCCUGGUGGAAGGUUUUCGCCCUUUAGCCAAAGCACACCAUCGUCGAUGAGGAGUGUAACUUUGCAUAUGAACAAAAAAAAAAAUUUUUAAAUGAGAGCUACUGAGCAGCACGGCGGCUGACUUUAGCCGCUGAGCCUGCAUGAGGAAUUUGUGCUAAAAUGUGAAAAUGUUCAACCAAAGUGAAAUAUCUCUUCAGGGGUGAUGAAGGAAGCACUGUUUGUUUGUUUUCUCAACGUUUUUGGAUGCUGAUGUUCAAGCAUCUCAGACCGGGAGACUCGCGAUUCGUCCACGAAAAGAAGAAGAUUCUGUAGUUUCAACACUGUGGACGUCAUUGCAUAUUUAUAACGUAUGUGUUGGUCUGAGCUGCUUGGACGAGGAUCUGUUUCCACGCAUCACCUCUUCUUUCCUCCCACCUCUAACUACAGCAUUUUUCAUCUCCAAUUUCUACCUCUACACUUCGGUUUCUUUAUAUCCUCCAUCGUUUCUUUUCUCAUACCUUUAUCUUGUACAUUCACAUCAGCGUUGUGGCCCAAACCGGCUGUGAAAAACGAAAAAAAAAAGCUAUAACUGAUUCCUUUUCUUAAAAAAACAAAGCAAAAAAAUUUAAAAAAAAAACAUGUUGCACAAACUUCCCUGCACGGUG